Molecule: messenger RNA, 1333 nt
Organism: Melanotaenia boesemani (Boeseman's rainbowfish)
Lineage: Eukaryota; Metazoa; Chordata; Actinopteri; Atheriniformes; Melanotaeniidae
Gene: eif3m
Product: eukaryotic translation initiation factor 3, subunit M
Exons: 11
Coding region: 94-1221 (375 amino acids)
Biological process (GO): cytoplasmic translational initiation
Cellular component (GO): cytoplasm; eukaryotic translation initiation factor 3 complex
Molecular function (GO): translation initiation factor activity
Source: RefSeq, a predicted model, not a curated record
UGUCACCGGCACUACUGUCUUUCUUUUUCCGCUCCGAUCUCAGCGCUGGUGGGAGCGUGGAUUUCAUCGUCUGAGUUCACAAAAUCACCCAAAAUGAGCGUACCAGCAUUUAUUGAUAUUACUGAAGAAGACCAGGCUUCAGAGCUGAGAGCCUACAUCAAGUCUAAAGGAGCUGAUAUCUCAGAGGAGAAUGCAGAAGGUGGACUUCAUGUUGAUCUGGCUCAGAUCAUCGAGGCAUGUGAUGUGUGCCUCAAAGAUGAUGAUAAAGAUGUCGAGAGUGUAAUGAACAGCAUUGUGUCUUUGCUGUUGAUUCUGGAGCCAGAGAAGCAGGAGGCUCUCAUUGAAAGUCUGUGUGAGAAACUGGUGAAAUUUCGUGAAGGAGAGAGACCCUCACUCAGAAUGCAACUGCUGAGUAACCUGUUUCAUGGCAUGGAUGAGAACACUCCAGUGAGAUACACUGUCUUCUGUAGUCUCAUCAAGGUGGCUGCCACCUGUAAUGCCAUUUCUUUCAUCCCCACUGACCUUGAUCAGGUGCGCAAGUGGAUAAUUGACUGGAACUUGAACACAGAGAAGAAACAUACACUUUUGAGGCUGGUGUAUGAAGCACUGGUUGACUGCAAAAAGAGCGAGCCUGCAGCAAAAGUGAUGGUUGAGCUACUGGGGAGUUACACAGAAGACAAUGCUUCACAAGCACGUGUUGAUGCCCACAGAUGUAUUGUCCGUGCUCUCAAAGACCCCAACACCUUCCUUUUUGACCACCUGCUCACCCUGAAACCUGUUCGCUUCCUGGAGGGAGAGCUCAUUCAUGAUCUAUUAACCAUCUUUGUGAGCGCAAAACUAGCAGCAUAUGUCAAAUUUUACCAGAGUAACAAAGACUUUAUUGACUCUCUUGGCCUCUCUCAUGAACAAAAUAUGGCCAAGAUGCGUCUGCUGACAUUCAUGGGCAUGGCUGUGGAAUUUAAGGAGAUCUCCUUUGACACUAUGCAACAGGAGCUGCAGAUUGGAGCUGAUGACGUCGAAGCCUUUGUUAUUGACGCUGUCCGGACCAAAAUGGUGUACUGCAAGAUUGACCAGACACAGCGAAAGGUUGUUGUGAGCCACAGCACACACCGCACCUUUGGCAAGCAGCAGUGGCAGCAGCUGCACGACAAGCUCAGCUCCUGGAAGGCAAAUCUAGCAGCCGUCAAGACCAGUCUUCAAGCCCUGUCACCUUCUGCAUAAUUCCACUUUCUAGACUUAGACUCAACCCUCAAUUCUUCGCUGCUUUCAAGAUUCUCAGACUGAAAUAAUCAGUUUUUAUAUUAAAUAAAAAAUAAAAGAAUGGUGAAGAUAA